AUGGACGACGACCGGAGACCACCCUCCCCAGAGCCCAGCGAGCGGUCAGCUUCCCCGGAUACUCCACGGUCUGCAGCAGGUCAAGCAGGCCUUGCCGGGGUAUAUCAGCUUAUGGCACAAGUGCUGCAACAGCAACAGAUGAUGCAGCUGGCCGCUAUGCCACCGGCAGGCACCUGCUAUGAGAGGUUUCGCCGACUAAACCCUCCGACCUUUGAGGGUGGGCCUGACCCUAUGGCAGCAGAAGCAUGGAUCCGGGAAAUAGAGAAGAUGUUCCGAGCUCUUCUUUUCCCCGAUGAGGUGAAGGUCCGGCUGGCGGCCUCUAUGCUGACAGGAAACGCCGAAUACUGGUGGACGGCCAUGGAGACGGCUUAUGCCGUUGACGGACUUACAUGGAGGAACUUCAAGAGGUUGUUUUACAACCAAUAUUUUCCGGAUUCAGUCAACCAGUCUAAGCAGAAUGAAUUCUUGGCGCUGACCCAGACCGACCGGAUGUCUGUUCUCGAGUAUGCCAAUAAAUUCAACGAGCUGGGACGAUUUUGCCCCCAGUUCAUGGAGGAGGAGAGAAGUAAGGUGAACCGGUUUGAACAGGGAUUGAGAAAGAGAUCAAAACUGGAGGAUAUUCCAGUAGUCAGAGAAUAUCCGGAUGUUUUUCCGGAGGAAUUACCGGGAUUACCCUCAGACCGAGAGAUCGAAUUUGCUAUCGACCUCGCACCAGGAGAGGGGCCAGUCUCCAAGGCUCCUGAUUAA
Phoenix dactylifera (date palm) is the source of this 747-nucleotide messenger RNA. The record is from RefSeq and is a predicted model, not a curated record. NCBI's taxonomy places the organism in Eukaryota, Viridiplantae, Streptophyta, Magnoliopsida, Arecales, Arecaceae.